AUGAAGAAAGUGGUUGAAAAUGAUAUUUUCAUGCAGCAGAGACGAAAUGCUGCAGGCAAGCUAGGGUUAUCAGGAUUGCAAAAAUGCACUGCAGCUAUCAGAAUGCUUGCGUAUGGUCUGGCUCCGGAUGGGGUUGAUGAAUAUGUAAGAAUGGGUCAAACAACUUCAAGAAAGUCAUUAUUGCAUUUCACUCAAGGGGUGAUCAAGCAUUUUGCAGAGGAGUACCUAAGAAGUCCUACAGAUGAAGAUUUAAGAAAGAUCCUUUAUCAAAUUGAAAUGCGCCGAUUUCCUGGCAUGAUCGGAAGUAUUGAUUGCAUGCAUUGGGAGUGGAAGAACUGCCCUAACGCUUGGAAAGGUCAAUACCAGGGACGUAGCGGGAAUGCUGGCCUCAUUCUUGAAGCUGUUGCGGAUCAAGAUCUAUGGAUUUGGCAUUCAUUUUUUGGUAUCCCUGGUUCAUGCAAUGACCUUAAUGUUCUUUAUCGUUCACCUGUGUUUGAUGAUGUUUUGCAAGAUGGUAUUUAUCCAAAUUGGGCUACGUUUAUCCAAGGAUUUACUCGUCCUCAACUUCAAAAGCAUAAGUUAUUUGCUGAUAGACAAGCACAUGUUCGGAAGGAUGUUGAACGUGCGUUUGGAGUUUUACAAGCGAGGUUUGCCAUUAUACGACAACCUUCUCUUGCUUACGAUGAAGAUAUAUUAUCUGACAUAAUGAAAGCUUGUCUCAUCAUGCACAACAUGAUAGUUGAGGAUGAACGAGACAUGUAUAUCCGAGCUGAUGUGUUAAGAAGGUACUAUGAACAAGACCUUUCGAGCUCCAGCGCAACGGUGAAUAAUGGUGAACCUUUCGAGUUCCAAGCUGGUCGUCCCGUCAACAUUAACGAUUACUUGGGGAGAAGAGUAGCAAUGCGUAACCGUCAAACUCACCAGUCUCUGAAAGAUGAUUUAAUCGAACAUAAUUGGCAAAAAUAUGGACCCAAUAAUCAUUAA
This is a messenger RNA of Spinacia oleracea (spinach), 984 nucleotides long. RefSeq lists its product as uncharacterized. The coding region runs from base 1 to 984 and encodes 327 amino acids. Lineage: Eukaryota; Viridiplantae; Streptophyta; Magnoliopsida; Caryophyllales; Amaranthaceae. The transcript has 2 exons. The record is from RefSeq and is a predicted model, not a curated record.